AUGAUGAUCAUAUCAGUUUCGAAGGUCAAGCUCUCGACAAGAGUAAAAGUCGAAUGUCGCGUAAAUUUAAAAGUCCAACACGACCCUCAAGGCCGCGCGUCCCUGGCCGGGCAGGAGCGUCGCGUCAUAGACGCAGCUAGUGCAGAUCCGGCGGCGCGCUGCACUCGGUCAGUGUGUCAGCCCCACUUGGCCGCCGUCGAUCGAGCGGGGGACGCGCAGGCGCAGCAC
This is a messenger RNA of Iphiclides podalirius (scarce swallowtail), 228 nucleotides long. Lineage: Eukaryota; Metazoa; Arthropoda; Insecta; Lepidoptera; Papilionidae. The record is from the annotation of a GenBank genome assembly.